Aspergillus affinis is the source of this 810-nucleotide messenger RNA. RefSeq lists its product as uncharacterized. The transcript has a single exon. The record is from RefSeq and is a predicted model, not a curated record. NCBI's taxonomy places the organism in Eukaryota, Fungi, Ascomycota, Eurotiomycetes, Eurotiales, Aspergillaceae. Bases 1 to 810 code for a protein of 269 amino acids.
AUGUCGACUAGCGACUUUUCAUCCCCUGCACUUUCGGCUAGCACAGGCGGCAAAGUGGAGGACGACGACCGUGCCAUUGCAGUAAUUCCUGCCAGCACACCACCCCCCGCUGAGAUCAUCACUCAAGCCAGCCGACUGCCCACACGCCUGGACACGAGGCUGCCCCGGAUUGAAAAGCUGUGGGAUUUCGAGGAUUGGAGUUUCUGGAUUCGGAGAGUGAAAUGCGCAUUGGAGUUACUGGACCUAACCGACCUUGUCGAUCUAUCCAUCUCUCGGCCAGCUCCCGAUGACCGCGACUAUGAGAAAUGGCGGAGAGCAGCAAAAGCCGUGCGAUUCUGGUUGCUCAACAACAUUUCCAAAGACAUUUUUAUGAAAGUCAUGGACUCGCCCAAGCCCAACACGUGGCCUGACGACCUGCUGAAACUGAUUAAAUCAGUGGUAUUAUCUGACCCUCGCGAGAUCAUGGAUAGGGUGGUCGAAAUCUCGCGUUCAGAUUUUGGAUCGAUCCCGGAAUUUGUGAAGGCACUGCAGGACAGAGUGAGGCUUUCGAUUGAUGCGGAUGUGGCCGUUUCACCCUACCGAGCCUGUCGCAUACUGCUCGAUGGGAUCAACGACGAAAUGCCUGACUAUGCAGAGGCCGCCCUCGUGGAACUCCAUUCCGAGGAUGAUGAAGUGGAUGACUUGUCUUGGGCAAGAUUCACGAAACUAUGUCGUUCAACGCUUAGGAUUAUGAAAAUGAUGGGGUUGACGCCUGUGGCUUCUAAAUCUUCCUCGAAAGCAUCAUCGAGGAGGGCGAAAAAGUUCAAUUGA